Seriola aureovittata is the source of this 2530-nucleotide messenger RNA. RefSeq names its product neuronal acetylcholine receptor subunit alpha-2-like. The record is from RefSeq and is a predicted model, not a curated record. Gene Ontology annotation, biological process: nervous system process; chemical synaptic transmission; regulation of membrane potential. The coding region runs from base 11 to 1753 and encodes 580 amino acids. Gene Ontology annotation, cellular component: synapse; postsynaptic membrane; neuron projection. Gene Ontology annotation, molecular function: acetylcholine-gated monoatomic cation-selective channel activity; transmembrane signaling receptor activity. Lineage: Eukaryota; Metazoa; Chordata; Actinopteri; Carangiformes; Carangidae. The transcript is spliced from 8 exons.
UUGUGUGGAGAUGAUCGGUGGAGGAACAGAGGCUUCAAACUUAUUGUCACACAACCUGAGCUUCACCUUCACGGAGCUGGACUCUUUGUUUCUGUCGUUUCCAAUGGAGCAGAGAAGAGAUCUGACACCGCUGAUCUGCUGCUGCUGCUGGAUCCUCGUCAGCUCCGUGCUGGCCGCUGAGUGGACUCACGGUCACACCGAGGAUGAGCUCUUCAGGAGUUUGUUUGGAAGCUACAGCAAGUGGACGCGUCCGGCACGAAACAUCACCGACGUGGUCAUCGUCAAGUUUGGCCUCUCUAUCGCACAGCUGAUAGACGUGGAUGAGAAAAACCAGAUGAUGACGACCAACGUGUGGUUGAAACAGGAAUGGACAGAUUAUAAGCUGCAGUGGAGUCCCUCCGACUUUGACAACGUGACGUCCAUCAGAGUUCCCUCUGAGCUCAUCUGGGUGCCCGACAUCGUUCUGUACAACAAUGCAGACGGGGAGUUCGCCGUCACCCACAUGACCAAGGCCCAGCUGUUUCACACCGGCCGUGUCCGCUGGGUGCCGCCGGCCAUCUACAAGUCGUCCUGCUCCAUCGACGUCACCUUCUUCCCCUUCGACCAGCAGAGCUGCAAGAUGAAGUUUGGCUCCUGGACGUACGACCGAGCCAAGAUCGACCUGGAGCCCUUCGAGAACACCGUGGACCUGAAGGAUUACUGGGAGAGCGGAGAGUGGGCGAUCGUCAACGCCGUGGGCACCUACAACACCAAGAAAUACGACUGCUGCCAUGAGAUCUACCCCGACAUCACCUACUAUUUCGUCAUCCGCCGCCUCCCGUUGUUCUACACCAUCAACCUCAUCAUCCCCUGCCUCCUCAUCUCCUGCCUCACCGUCCUGGUUUUCUACCUGCCGUCGGACUGCGGCGAGAAAAUCACGCUGUGCAUCUCCGUGCUGCUGUCGCUCACCGUCUUCCUGCUGCUGAUCACAGAGAUCAUCCCGUCCACCUCGCUGGUCAUCCCGCUGAUCGGGGAGUACCUGCUCUUCACCAUGAUCUUCGUCACGCUGUCCAUCGUCAUCACCGUGUUCGUGCUGAACGUGCACCACCGGUCGUCCGCGACCCACACCAUGCCUCGAUGGGUUCGGAGGCUGUUCCUGUCCGCGGUGCCGCGCUGGCUGUGCAUGAAGCGUCCACAUCAUGGACUCAGGCCUGUCAGGCGGAGCCACCUGACUGAUAGGCUCCUCCCCGUCCGGACGCCUGGCCCCUCCCACAUCACAUCCACCUGGAUCACUGAGGAGUCUGACAUCGAUCUCCACGGCAACCAGGAUGACAACGGUUGCUACAGCAGCCACCAGCUGGACUCCUUGGAUAGCAGAAAUGAAAUUCACCACUGCGAUCUUCACGGUUACCCACACUUGGCGAGGUUCCGGGUGCAGAGGAUGCCUUCCCUGUCUCCUCCCUCUCUUGGUUACACCCUCCUCCCACAGAGACAGUCCACACUCAGCUUGGACUGGGACACCCCUCUUGUGGAGCGUGGUUCCAUCCAGACCCCACUGGCCUCUGUGGUGUCUCCUGCAGUGGCGUCAGCCCUGGAGGGGGUCACCUACAUCGCAGAGCACCUGAGAGCAGAGGAUGCAGACUUUUCAGUGCAGGAGGACUGGAAGUACGUAGCCAUGGUUGUAGACCGGAUCUUCCUGUGGAUGUUCAUUAUCGUGUGUCUGCUGGGGACAGUCGGACUCUUCCUGCCUCCGUGGCUCUCUGGGAUGAUUUAGAUCUAAAGAAUGAAUAAAAGUAAUGAAUGAUUAAUUCAGAGAAGGUGGACUGGUGUGUUCUGUGAGAAUAGAAAUGAGAGAUUUCAGUCACAAAAACUCACGCUUGUUAAGUUCCCUCAGGAGGAAGAGAACGUUUUUGAUCCAGUUUCCUUCUGUUUUUGAAAUUUGACAAAUGUGAUGCAACUCUCUCAGCACAUGUACAACUGGGAAUUUGCAGCAAAAAGAUAAAUGAAAAUCGGACCAUAAUUAAAUGUUGAAAAGAAAAAGGAAACUGAAAACAAAUUAAUAAAAAGAUAUAAAUGUAAAAUUGUGCUUCAGUUGUGCAACAGAAGUGGCAAUCAGACACAAUCAUACUGCACUUGGCAAUUUUGGCAUUAAAAGUAAUUCAUACUCUUACCAGCUGGGUGCAACAGUAUCACACAUGACUGAAAAAGAUGGCAUCACUCUCGGUUCGACACCAUCCAGUCAUUCAGUCGUACACAAUGGCCUUAUUUAUUUUUUGUGUUUGUUUCUCCUUUAGUUAAAGUUGUCAUGGAAAUUGUAUUAAAGCCACUGUACUGAUGAUGCAUAAUGAUAUUAUUUGGUGAAUGGCCAAAGAUUUCUUCCAGUUGGUGUCAAAAAAAUAAAUCCUCUUUGACUUUGAGUAGUUAUUUCAUGCUCAGAUGAGUAAAGCAGCGCCAUGUGGUUUCAUUCAACUGAGGAAUAUUCACCUAAAUCAGGUCGUUUUUAUCUCAUUUGAAAGGAAGAAGGUCACUGAAGAUCAUCCAUGUCUUUAUU